Medicago truncatula (barrel medic) is the source of this 2022-nucleotide messenger RNA. Its product is annotated as squalene monooxygenase SE1. The record is from RefSeq and is a predicted model, not a curated record. Gene Ontology annotation, biological process: sterol biosynthetic process. Bases 190 to 1773 code for a protein of 527 amino acids. Lineage: Eukaryota; Viridiplantae; Streptophyta; Magnoliopsida; Fabales; Fabaceae. Gene Ontology annotation, molecular function: FAD binding; squalene monooxygenase activity. Gene Ontology annotation, cellular component: membrane; endoplasmic reticulum. The transcript has 8 exons.
AUAGUUGCUAAACCAACCAUCAAACAACAUUCUCCAUUACUUUUUUGAAUAUACAAACGUGUUUACCAUUAUAAAAAGAAAGGAGACUUGAUUUAUAACCUCACAAGUAUAUUGAUCACACAUAAACAGGAACACAGAACUUCCAAGAAUUAUCUUAGUAAUCAAUCCACUUUAAAUAAUAUUUUGGAGAUGGAUUAUCAAUAUAUUCUUGGAGGAGAGAUUCUUGCUUGUAGCUUGGCAUUUGUGUUUGCUCUAUACAUUGUUGUUGAAAAGAAGAAAGCCAAAGAAAUAGAUUCAAGCUCAACAUAUCUGAAAACUAAUGGUCCAAAAAAUGGAACAUGCAGCAGCUUAUUUCAACAGGCUGCUGGAGGUACUGAUAUCAUCAUUGUAGGUGCUGGUGUUGCUGGUUCUGCUCUUGCUUACACACUUGGAAAGGAUGGACGACGAGUGCAUGUCAUUGAAAGAGAUCUGAAUGAGCCUGAUAGGAUUGUAGGAGAAUUGCUACAACCUGGGGGGUAUCUAAAGUUGCUUGAGUUGGGUCUUGAGGAUUGUGUAGAUGAAAUUGAUGCUCAGAGAGUGUUUGGUUAUGCACUUUAUAAGGAUGGAAAAAAUAUCAAGCUCUCUUAUCCCUUAGAAAAUUUUAAUGCUGAUGUUUCUGGAAGAAGUUUUCACAAUGGUCGUUUCAUACAGAAAAUGCGAGAGAAGGCUUCACUUCUUCCAAAUGUAAAAUUAGAACAAGGAACUGUCACAUCUUUAGUUGAAAUAAAUGGAAGCAUCAUAGGGGUGAAUUACAAAAACAAGAGUGGACAAGAGUUCAAUGAAAAGGCUCCUCUCACUAUUGUAUGUGAUGGAUGUUUUUCAAACUUGAGGAGUUCUCUUUGCAAACCUAAGGUUGAAGUACCUUCGUAUUUUGUUGGUUUAGUCUUGGAAAAUUGCAAUCUUCCAUAUGCAAACCAUGGACAUGUUAUCUUGGGUGAUCCAUCACCUCUUUUGUUUUACCCCAUAAGUAGUACUGAGAUUCGUUGUUUUGUUGAUGUACCUGCUGGUAAAAGAUUACCUUCACUUGUCAAUGGUGAAAUGACCCAUUAUUUGAAAACUAUGGUAGCUCCCCAGAUUCCUCCAGAGUUGUAUAAUUCUUUUAUCGCAGCUGUUGACAAAAGAAACAUAAGAGUCAUGCCCAAUAGAAGUAUGCCUGCCACACCAUAUGUCACUCCUGGGGCUUUAAUGAUGGGAGAUGCCUUCAAUAUGCGUCAUCCUUUAACAGGAGGAGGAAUGACUGUGGCUUUGUCUGACAUUGUUUUGCUAAGAAAUUUACUUAAACCUCUACAUAACCUAAGUGAUGUUUCUACUCUUUGCAAAUACCUUGAGCCAUUCUACACCCUACGCAAGCCAUUGUCAUCAACAGUAAACACAUUAGCUGGUUUAUUGCAUACAGUAAUUUGUGUAUCUCCAGAUCCAGCUAGAAAGGAAAUGCGUGAAGCAUGUUUCGAUUAUUUAAGCCUUGGAGGUGAUUUCUCAGAUGGACCAAUAGCUCUACUCGCAGGGCUAAAUUCUCGUCCAUUGAGUUUGCUUUACCAUUUCAUUGGUGUUGCUACAUAUGGUCUAGUUCGUCUAAUGAUGCCAUUUCCUUCUCCAAAAAGAAUUUGGCUUGGAGCUCGAUUCAUUUUUGUUGCAUUGGGUAUCAUUUUCCCCAUUAUCAAGGCUGAAGGAAUAAGGCAAAUGUUUUUCCCAGCAACUGUGCCAAUGUGUUACAGAAUGCCUCAUAUCCAUUAGCAUAUUCAAGAACAAGCAUGGGGAAUAUUUAAAACAUUUCCCACUUUUUAUCCACUAAUAAAUGCAAAUGCAAUCGCAAAUUUAACUAUUGUAUACCGCAACAGAUUUUCUUUUAGUUCGGAAAUUGUUUGUGUAUGCUUUUAGUAUAAUUUGAUUGAUUUGAUUUCAGUUUCUUAUUGGGUUGAUGUCUUGAUGUGGGACUUGAACCACGAGUGGUAGCCUUACACGGUUGGACACUUUGAACAUCAU